CUGAGUUGUCUAGUGACGGUAGCAAGGAGAAAGUUCUGUCGCACCGUUCUGUCAGUUGCGUUACGUCAGUGUUGCUACCAGAUGUCACGAUGAAGAAGUCGUUAACUCGCUAAGGCAUCGCGGAUUGACCGAAGAUGUCAGAGCCUACAGAAAGUCAGGUGGAACAGUGCGACAUAGUCUUGCCGAGACAAGGUCUGCUGUAUCAAACAGAUGCAUUGAAUUACAUACUCUGUAAGCCAAAGUUGAUCCCGUUGAAAUCAGUCACAUUGGAGAAACUCGAGAAGAUGCAGAGAGACGCGGAGAUCAAAGUUAAAGAGACGCAAGAAGCAGAGGGUAGUCUUGAUGCAAGCUCAUAAACAUUUAGCGUUAUCUAGAGACCAAUAGAAUUUGUCGGACAUC
Messenger RNA from Cyphomyrmex costatus, 399 nucleotides. RefSeq names its product BBSome interacting protein 1 (gene BBIP1). The transcript has 2 exons. Lineage: Eukaryota; Metazoa; Arthropoda; Insecta; Hymenoptera; Formicidae. Gene Ontology annotation, biological process: receptor localization to non-motile cilium; cilium assembly. Gene Ontology annotation, cellular component: BBSome. Bases 135 to 356 code for a protein of 73 amino acids. The record is from RefSeq and is a predicted model, not a curated record.